Cucurbita pepo subsp. pepo (vegetable marrow) is the source of this 3622-nucleotide messenger RNA. RefSeq lists its product as uncharacterized. Lineage: Eukaryota; Viridiplantae; Streptophyta; Magnoliopsida; Cucurbitales; Cucurbitaceae. Gene Ontology annotation, molecular function: terpene synthase activity; magnesium ion binding. The record is from RefSeq and is a predicted model, not a curated record. Gene Ontology annotation, biological process: diterpenoid biosynthetic process.
AUGGCUUUUUCUCCACAUGCUUCCUUUGCUCCCUUACUUGCAUCACUAAACAUUCCACAAAGCAAUGAUUCUCCUGUUAACAAGCGCUUGUUUAACAAACAAACCAUUGUUCUUCGUGAUCAUACAUUACUUUCCACUCACUUUAAACCCAAUCGUUCCAAGAACCAAUCUUUCAUUUUAACAGAUGAUAUUGGGCAUGAAGCUCCAGUUAAAGGGAGGAUUUUGAAGCAUGUUUUGAGAGAAAUAGGAGACCCUUGGGAAUGUUUGAAUCUAAUUGAUGCAACCCAACGCCUUGGCAUUGAUUAUCAUUUCCAAGAGGAAAUUCAAGCUAUUCUGCAAAGGCACUACGUAUUGUUUAAUGCUGUUCAAUUAAAUUCAGACACUGAUCUCCACAUGACUGCCCUCCUUUUUCGACUUUUCAGACAACAUGGGUACCUCGUGUCGUCAGAUGUGUUUGAAAGUUUCUUGGACAAGGAGGGGAAGUUCAAGGAAGGGUUGAAAGAUGAUAUAAAGGGGCUGACGAGUUUAUAUGAAGCUUCGCAGCUAUGCAUGCAUGGAGAUGAGAUUCUUGAAGAAGCUGAAAACUUUAGCAGCCAUUGGCUAAAGGCUAAGGCUGAAGAUGAAGAGGUUGAUCAUCAUUUGGCCAGUUUUGUUCAGCAUACUUUAGCUUAUCCUCAUCAUAAAAGUGUGGUGCAAUUAAUGGCGCCUAACUAUUUGAAUGAUAUGCAAUGGCCAAACAAAUGGAUUAGUAUCUUUCGAGAUGCUGCAAAAAUGGAGCUUUACUCAGCUCAACGCUUGAGCCAACACGAACUCGCUCAAUUUACGAAAUGGUGGAAAGAAACAGAUUUGGCGAAAGAUUUGAAUUUCUCUAGAGAUCAACCCAUUAAAUGGUACGUUGCUUCACUGAUUUGCCUCAGCACAGAUUCCUUCUACUCCGAACAAAGAAUCCAACUUGCAAAAUCCAUCUCUUUCAUAUAUCUCAUCGACGACAUUUUCGACGUUUUCGGAACUCUAGACGAACUCACCAUAUUCACAGAAGCCGUUUGCAGAUGGGACAUGGCUGCUGCUGAAGGAUUACCAGACUGCAUGCAAACAUGUUUAAGAACCCUUUUUGAAGUUACUAAUGAAAUAAGCUGCCAGAUCUAUCAAGCCCAUGGAUGGAAUCCUAUUCACUCCUUACACAAAGCAUGGGCUAAAUUAUGCAACGCAUUUUUGGUGGAAGCUGAAUGGAUGAGUUCUGGGCAAUCACCAAGCGCCGAAGAGUAUCUAAAAAAUGGAGUGGUUAGCACAGGCGUCCACGUUACAUUAACACAUGUCUUCUUUUUGUUAGGCGAGGCAAUAAGCAAGGAAACUGUGGAGCUCUUUGAUGAGGAUUUAGAUAUCAUUUCAUCUAGUGCUACAGUUUUGCGGCUUUGGGAUGACAUGGGAAGUGCCAAGGAUGAGAAGCAAGAGGGGCAUGAUGGGUCGUAUUUAGAAUAUUACAUGAAGGAGCAUCCGAGUAUGUGUUACGAAGAAACGAAGCGACAUACUAUGACGCAAAUUUGUAAUGCAUGGAAGACUCUGAAUACAGAAUGCUUAUUAUCCAAUCUAUUUCCUGCCAAGUUCAAUCAAGCUUGUCUCAAUCUCGCAAGAGUGGUUCCUAUUGCAUAUAACUAUGGUAGAACCCAAUCCAUUAUGUCCCUUGAAAACCUUAUUAAACAAUUUCUCUUUCAUCAAAUGGAGAAAUUGAUUGGAAUGAUGCCUAUAAAUUGGUGGUAUCACCAAAUACAUCCCACCAUCUUACAAUAUCUUGAGCCAUUCAAGGAUUUCUUCAUCCAUCCCAUGGAAGCAGCAGCAUCAGCAAUGCUAAUAGUUGGAGUAAUUCCUCAUCCUCCUCCUCCUCCUCCAAAAGCUUCCAUGCACAAUAUGGUUCCUCACUCUCAAAAAUGGACCAUUCCUCAACAUCACUCCUCCCUUCCAAUUUCCCUUCCUGCAGAUUCACAAAUUUGUCCUUCAAUUGAGGAAAUGAGCAUGAAAUAUGAACUUGAAAUGAAGAAUCUGAAGCAUUUGUUGAGUGAGACGGCCAAAAUUGAUUCUUUGGAGAGCUUGAAUAUGAUUGAUGCAAUACAACGCUUGGGGAUUGACCACUGCUUCAAACAGGAGAUUAAAGCAAUUCUUCAAACACAAUACACAAUGGAAACUCACAAUUUUGAUGCUAAAUGUGGCCUUCAUCACGUUGCUCUUCGCUUUCGACUCUUCAGACAACAUGGCUAUUUUGUACCACAAGAUGUUUUUGAAGGCUUCAUCGAUCACGAGGGUCUAUUAGACACAAAAUUUAUUGAAAAUAUCGAAGGGCUCACGAGUUUAUACGAAGCUUCCCAAUUAUGCUUCCCCGAAGACGAAAAACUCGAGAAAAUUGGAAAUUUUAGUGCUCGUAUCUUGAAGAAACUUGCGUGGAAUCGCGACGAUAAUUUAGGCAAACAUGUGAGGAAAGCUGUGGCCAAUCCCUUUCAUAAGAGCUUGGUGAAAUUUGUGGUGAUGGAUUACUUUGGAUCCCAAUCUCCAAAUAAGUGGAUAUAUGUUUUCCAACCCAUGGCAAAAUUGGAUUUCAAUAGACUCCAGAACCUACACCGACUUGAAUUGUCUCAAUUCAUUAUGUGGUGGAAGAAGACAGGAUUAUGUGAAGAACUGAAGUUUGCAAGAGAUCAGCCACUUAAAUGGUACAUUUGUUCGAUGGCCGUCUUAGCAGAUCCAAUGUUUUCAGAAGAGAGAGUUGAGCUGACAAAAUCUAUAUCUUUUAUCUAUCUUAUUGACGACAUCUACGAUGUAUACGGUUCACUUGAAGAACUUAGACUAUUCACUAAAGCAAUCCAAAGAUGGGACUUGGCAGCUCUCGACGGCUUACCAAACCCAAUGAAAUUUUGCAUUAUCAAACUUCAUGAAACAACAAAUGAAAUAUGUCACAAGUUUUAUCUAAAGCAUGGCUGGAACCCAAUUAAUUCCAUACACAAAUCGUGGGUUAGCCUUUGUGAGGCGUUUCUAGUGGAAGCAGAAUGGUUUGGUUCUAGCCAUUUGCCAAGUGCCGAAGAAUACUUGGAGAAUGGAGCAGUUAGUUCUGGAGUUCAUGUUGUUUUAGCUCACAUCUUCUUUCUCUUAGGCCAAGGUGUGAGCAACGAGGCAGUUCUUUUGAGUAGCAAUCCAGACAUUGUGUCUUCCACUGCGUCAAUUCUUCGACUCAGCGAUGAUUUGGGAAGUGCAAAGGACGAGAACCAAGAAGGACAUGAUGGGUCUUAUAUAGAAUGCUAUAUGAAAGAAAAUCCAGAGAUCUCUGUUGACAGCACACGGGAGCGUAUUAGCCACAUGAUAUCCGAUGCGUGGAAGAGGCUGAACCAAGAAAGCCUGUUUUCUCCAAAUCCAUAUCCACCGACAUUUAUUCAAGCUUCUCUAAAUAUUGCUAGAUUUGUUCCUCUUUUGUAUGGUUAUGAUGAAAAUCAAGACCUUCCAACGCUAGAGAAGCUUGUGAAGUUUGUGCUUUAUGAAAGUGUAGGAGUUUAAGAGACGUUUAAGCUCUUCACCGAGCUUAAAAAAUAUAAUUGAGUCACGAAAAAGAAAAAAUAUACUACUCUUUGUUUGCAUUACCCUA